Molecule: messenger RNA, 3513 nt
Organism: Rotaria sordida
Lineage: Eukaryota; Metazoa; Rotifera; Eurotatoria; Philodinida; Philodinidae
Source: the annotation of a GenBank genome assembly
AUGAAAGAUUUAUUGGUUCAGUUGAAUGAUUUACCUGAUGAAAUUCUUAUGUAUAUAUUUAAAAAAUUGUACAAUGAUGAAGUACUUUAUUCUUUAAUGGAUGUUAAUCAACGAUUCAAUAGAAUUGUACAUGAUACCAUUUUUACUCGCGAUUUAUGUUUACUAGAAUAUUGUCCAGUCGACGAGUCUACUUUUCCAUUUCCAGAUCCAAUAAUUGAUCAAUUUUGUUCAAAAAUUUUACCUAAAAUAGGACAUCAAAUUAUAAUUCUUUUUCUUUCACGAACAUCAAUAGAACGUGUUCUUCAUGCUACAAAUUAUCCUAAUUUAAAUCAUCUUGGUUUAUGUGAUAUUAACAACAAAGUAGCUGAAUCUCUGUUUUUUGGAAUUUUCAAUACAUGUACUAAUUUACGAUGCUUAAAAAUCAAUCCAUCUUCAUCUUCUCUUGAUGCUUUACUUAUUUAUAUGACACCUAGGACUAUUUGUUCAACUUUAUUAGAAUUACAUAUCACUGUAAAAGAUAUGAAUGACUGUUUUUCUAUACUUGAUGGACGUUUUGAUCAACUUCGUAUACUUUAUGUUACUUGUUAUGGUACUUCGCGUAGAUUUUUGCAAACUGAUCAUGAGCAAAAACUAUUACCAAACUUACGGAUUUUUUCUUUAUGUUGCGAGGCGAAAAUAUAUAGUUAUGAUGAAUCAAUUGUGCCACUUCUACAUCGAAUGUUAAAUUUAGAAGAACUUGAUUUAAAUAUUACAGUUAAUUGUUAUGAAAAAUUUAUUGAUGGUGAUGCAUUGAAGAAAGAUAUUAUUUAUAUGUCACAAUUAUAUAAAUUCACAUUUAACAUAUAUUCAAUUAUUAAUCAUCGUAAUCAAAUGAAUUUUUCCUUAAAUGAACAUUUUAAAAAUACAUUUAAAAAUAAUUUCAAUAAUCAAAUAAUUACUUCUAUUGAUCAUUUUCAAGAAAGAAGAUAUAGUCAAUGUCAUAUUUAUUCAUAUCCAUAUAAAUGGAAAUUUUACAAUAAUCUAACAAAUAAUUUUCGAGGUGGAUUAUUUACUAGUGUUACUCAAGUAUCAUUAUAUGAUGAACAUCCAUUUGAAUAUGAAUUUUUUCUUCGAAUGCAAAUAUCAUUUCCAUUUAUGAAAGAAUUAACAAUAAAAAAUCAAAAAGCACAAAAAUAUAAACAAUUUAUAAAAUCAAAUAAUAAUAAUCAAAUAUUAUCAAUUAUUGAAUAUUUCAAUCUUACUCGACUUGAUCUUACUAAAACUCAUGAUGAUUAUCUCGAACUAUUUUUAUUUGAUACGAAUAUGUCUUUGCCAAAUAAUAUUCAUCUUUUGGUCGAUUAUGAAUCACUUGAACGAGUAACAUACUAUUUUACAAGAUAUAUAACACGAAAUAAUUGUAUAAAACUUGCUGCUCUAUAUUGUGAUCCAGUGAAUCAAAUCAAUGAACAUAUCAAAAACUAUUUUUCUUGUACAUGUAUACGUCAUAGUUAUGAAUAUUAUUUCAUAAGAGACAAAAGUUCACACACAUGUUUCUAUCGAUAUAUCUCUGCAACUACUUUUAAGUAGUUCUAUCAAAUAAAUAAUAGUCAUUUUAAAGAACGUUGAUUGUGUUAAAAAUAAAGAUUGUAAUUGAAAAUAAGAGAGAAUCAAUGAAGAAAUUUUUUACAUGCGUUUUUGGUUCUCAAAAAACAGUUCUUUUUAUUCCGAAUAAUCAGAACAAGAAAAAAAUUUCUUUAUUUUUUUGACAACAAAAUCUAACAGAGCAACUGUACAAUGAAAAUAAUCAUAUAUUUAUUCUACACAUAAUUUACAUUGACAAUUUUGUUUAAAAUUAUUAACUCGAUCUCCUUUUCUCUUUACAAUUUCUUUCAUUCUUAAAGGUACUCCUCCUCAGAAACUUGAUUUCGAGUUAGGCAUAAGGUAUGCUAGUCUCAAGUGGUAUGUGCAAUUAGACACAUCAUUCAACUCUAAACACCUUAGAGUUACUGAAUUAAAAAAAUUUUUUACUUCAUAGAGAUCGUAAGAAAUUGUUUUGCUUUUACUUGGCAUAGUGCAAAACUAGAAUUUUCUCAAUCGGAGCUGUUUAUGAAUCCCCUCUCCCCGCUCUAACUUUGUCCGAUUGGGCUGAAAGUUUUACCACAAAUUCUGGGAAGUAUUCUUCAGGAGUAAAAUCAGCCGUUUCUAUUUUGGACCUUCCUAUUCGAAUAUAUAGGGUUGUGGACACCAAGGUUCGGAUUUUGGAUCCGCAUCUGUCCGUAUUUCCCUCAUUAAAAAAAAAGAAAGCGAGAUUUCUAAAAAGGCUCAAAGUACAAUUUAUAGAGUAGAUCUAUCAUGUGGAUUAAAGAUAUUACUAACUCUAGUAUAAAUAGAAAAUAAUUUAUAAAUACUAUGCAUCAUAAAACGUAUAAUUCACUACUGUUAUUAUUUUUCAGUUUCUAUUCAUGAAUGCUAUUUUGAAUAAUAAAUAACUCAUGAAUCAAUAAUACAAUAAAAUUACUAAUUCAAUAUUCUAUUGCAGUUUACAUAUGAGCUAGAGUUUAUACUCUAAAAGUACCAGCGAUAAAAAGAUCAUUUGCAAUUGGCUAUUUGUUUUUAAAUACUAAUUUUGCAUUUUAUUCAAUUAUUCUUUUUCUUAUUACUAACAUUAAUAACAAAAAACUUUGUUAAAUGUUACUCUUAUAUAUUUUUAUAUGAAAAAUUCAAUGUUCUUUCUUCAUACACAUUACUAAUAUCAUCCAUGUGAUUUAGAUUUAAAAAAAACAAAUUUAUCCUCAUAUCCACAAAUUUAUUUAUAGCUUCUGCCAUAUCAUUAGGGAGGCUCGGCCUCCUUAGUAAAUCCAAUUUUUUCAAGACAAGUGUAAAUUGAACUUUUUUCAUAUGAAGAUGCAUCCAAGUCUCUUCUUUCGGAAUAUCUAUAGUUUAUCACAGAAUAAAUUGAUUCCAAUGAACUUAUUGUCUAAAGCUUGGCUCCUAUUAUUAUAUUUUUCGAGAAAUUUUCAUGAUAUGUUUCAGCUGCUUUAUACGUGCACAAGUAUUUUGUUAAUUUUUUUUGAAAUAUUAAUUACUAUGAGACUAUUAAUACUUGAUAUUAAAAGCACAUAUAAUUCAGGUGUGAUUUACAAAGAUUGCUUUCUAAAAUCUAUUUAGCUUUUUUCUCAAAAUAAGUUUUUCGAUAGUACCGUUUACGCGAGCACAUCUUUCUUAAUAAAUGGUAAACAGGUUUUUGCUCUGGGAUUUUUAAAUAUAAAUGAUUAGCUUAUCGAUUCACUAUCGCAAUUGCCAUCAGAUGCUGUAAAACAUAAAUCAAGAUGAAUUGGUAACAUUAUAUUAGUAACAACAAUUCUAUCAUAUUCUUCACUUCUCAAUAAUUAUCAACAAGAACACCGAUUAAACUUAUUUAAUUUAUCAGUAGGAAAACAAUUGCGCUGAAAUAAAGCUAAAAGUUGACUAAACGACUGUUUUCCUAGCCUCUAAGUCUUCUUUCAUUUCAUUUAUUUGUAUCAGUAGACAUUU